CGCUGUGAUGAUGCACUUAUAACAAGGGGGGAAAAGUUAGCAACUUGGCAUGAGCCAUGAGGGCACCUCCAAACGGAGUUUUGGUAUAAAAAAAAUUCUGAUAUCAAAGUAAAGUAUCCUUCGAAACGUAAAACACGUUCAUUUCUUUUGCUGCCCAAUCCUUAUCUAAAGAAGCUUACAGGAGACAUCAUCCCUUGAACAUCUCAUUUUUUCUUUCCUGCACUUUCUAUGGGGAUUAUAUGGGUGGAGGUCUGCUUGAUAUCUGCACAUGGACUCCAGCUUUCAACCUCACUUUGGAAGCGUCAAUGGUUUGCUGUUGGGUGGAUUGAUCAUAAUAGCAAAUAUUGCACCAAAGUUGUUAAUUCUGGGAAUGCAAAUCCUGUAUGGAGAAUCAAGUUUGUCAUUCCUGUUGAUGACUCGGUGUCAAACAUCCAAGAUUUGGCACUGAACGUGGAAGUUUACAGUAUAGACCCCGUUUUCUUCACGGAAAAGCUUCUAGGCUCAGCAACAGUUUUUCUGAGAGAGUUUCUUGUCAAGCGGGUAAAGAAUUCUGAGGUGUCAAAACCUAGGCAAAAGGAAGUUGGAAGCUACCAAUUACGAAAGAAAAAAUCCAGCAAACCAAGAGGUUUCAUUGAUAUUUUAAUUCGUAUUUCUGACAAAAAGAAAGAGCCAAAUUCCCACCCAGGUAGCAAGGAAGGAAUUUUGCUCUUAGAUGAUGGUGAUGGUACCCAGUUGACCAUAGAGGAAGGAAUAAGGCAAGUCUAUCCACAGAAGCCCCAAGUUUCAAUUCAUCAGCCAGAAAAAGAUCAUGUACAAACAAAUGUCCCAGACUACCAUUCAGUGCCAUUCGCCACUACAGACUAUUAUGAUCCAUAUGUGGGUGAAGCAAGCAACCAUGAGAUGGGUGAACCAAGCUACCAUGAGGUGGCUGGACCAAGCUAUCUACUGCCUAGAACAAUAACGCCUCCUCCACCACCCCCACCAUCAAAUGUUGGCUAUAUUCCAACUUUUCUCCCAAGAAAUGAUGGCUUGUCUCCAAGCUACACAGAGAUGUCAACAUCCAGGGAAGCUCCUGGUCAGAGGGUACCUGCAGGAGUUGCAAUGGGGUUAGGUGCUGGAGCACUAGCUGCUGGUGCUAUAAUAUUUGGUGAUGACUUCAUGUCAGGAUUUGAUGUUCCUCCGGGCAUAGGAGAUUCUAGCUUCAACAGAGGAAUUGAUCCUGCUUUCUGAUCAAGCAUUGAUCAGCUUUAAGUAAUUGUAUUUGGCUGAACACAGCAUACCAGCAAAACCUACAUGUCAUUGUAAUAGGUUCCACUUUCACAUUCUUAAGUAUAAUUCUGUUAAAAAAAAUGCUGAGUUUCUUUGAUAUGAUAGGGCUGAAAGAUAAAGUUGUUUACUACA
Glycine soja is the source of this 1401-nucleotide messenger RNA. RefSeq lists its product as uncharacterized. The transcript has 2 exons. Lineage: Eukaryota; Viridiplantae; Streptophyta; Magnoliopsida; Fabales; Fabaceae. Gene Ontology annotation, biological process: defense response. The record is from RefSeq and is a predicted model, not a curated record. The coding region runs from base 229 to 1230 and encodes 333 amino acids.